AUCAAUUGCCCCCCACUCCCCGAGCGAGGGGUCUUGACCCGGUGCGAGGAGUUCAUGAUGAGCCAAGUGGAUUUGGUCCGAGGUCUGGACAGCUAGCCAGAUGAUUCACGGGUCGGACUUGUCCGUCCAUCCGGCUCAACCAGGAAAACCCAGGUCGCGUCUGGCCUACGCGCGGACGUCACACGAUCUAUAAACUCCGCGGACGUAAAAAAAUGCGCUAAACCGAUUUUAUCCUCGGGGGUUGCGCAACCGAUUUUCCUAGGAGCCGUUGGAUCGCUUCGAUUGCGACCGUUAGUUCUCGAACAUAGCAGUUAUUAAUAGGGGGACCACGACUCAUUUUUCUCRCCACAAGUUCACAAGUCUAUUCUGAGAUCGUGUCGGGAUCCUUCAGCUCACUCUUCUCUUURUUUUCCAAGGUCAACCUUCUUUUUGGUGAGUCCGUGUUUUCCUAUUCUUCCUUUGUUUUUUUAAUAAUAUCCAGUUCUAGCGUAGAUAGACUUUUAGGUAGUUCUAGCGAGGUUGAGGGUGUCGUGGUGCAAUCCGUGGCCCCUACAGGGGAGGUCAGCUCGCCGCAGGGUGAUUCCCCUCUUCUGUCUUUAGUGGAAGCUUCUGCUCCCGAAGUUGAGCCAUCUUGGCUCGGGGAGACCAAGGUUUAGGAAGAGGGUCCAUCCUCUAGGAUAGAGGCCCCGUCUUCUUUCCGGGAUUGGGAUCCAGAUGACUUCGGUCCUUCCACCCUAACUUCUGAUAGGCUAAUGUACCUUGUAGCUCGCUAUCGUCUUCCUGAUAGCUUGGUUUUUAGCCUUCCCUUAGGUCAAUACCCUUGGGCUCAUGAUCACCAUGAGCUCGCAGUCUUUGAGGAGCAGCUCGCGGCUGGGCUGCACUUCCCGCUUCACCCUUUCAUUAUAGAGGUAGUUAAUUUUUUUAACAUUACCAUCGACCAACUACAUCCGAACUCUAUUCGGAAUAUAGUUGGUACUAUCUCUUUGUUCCACACAUACAACCGACCUCUACCCUUAGACACCUUCAGCUCGAUCUGUGCGAUCAAGCGAAACUCUGCUUGUCUAUGCGGGGACGUCAGACAAAGCUACUAUAUCUCACCUUGUCUUGGUUUCAAAAUCCUGUUCGAUUGUCUAAACAAGGUUCCCUCCUAGAAAAGGAGGUAUUUCAUUAUUCGAAAUCCUGAAGGGUGGUCUUUUCCAACCCACUGGAGGGUAGCUAUCAAGGAUCCCGAGGUGAGCUUGGAUGCAGAAACUAGGGCAGUCAUCAACUCGUGGAGGGACCUCGGCCUCGAGAUGAAGGAUUUCUUGGCCGAGGAGAAGCUUGUGCAAGCUGGUUUGAGCCCUCUUGUUGCCAUGCCGGAGGUCGAUGCCGAGAACCUUCUCAAGAGUUCUCAGAGAGGGAAGAAAAGGAAGGCUUCGAAGAGGCUUUGCCGGGAGGCCGGUCCUUCAGCCCCUGCCUCAUCCGAGGUCCAGGCUAUGGAGCCGAUCUCUACCGAGCUCCCCGAGGAGAAGGUUCGUCCUCAACACCCCAUAGUGGACCUGGACGACGACCUGGAGGACGGUGCUCGGUCUCGUGAACCGGGGAGCACUUCUGUACCCGAGUGGGAAAGUGUCCAACCUCGCCAUCUGGGGAGUACUUCUGCAUCGAGACCCAGGCCUUCCAGUGAGAGCAUAAUGACUCUCAAGCUCGCGAUGCACAAGAGCAAGGAUGCCACCUUCCCUGACGAAGUCGCAGAAUGGGCUGACAUGUCCACAGCCCUGCUUGGAGCCCGAGCUGCCGGUUAUUGCAUGGUGGUGAAUUCCGCCAUUCAAUCGUUGAUGUGCCAGUCUGAGAUUCGUCUGAAGCGGGCUCUGGAAGCCAAAGAAAAGGCACGUGAGUUUCACCGCGAACUGGACCUAGCUCGAGGUGAAAUACUUCRGGCCAAGAAUGGAGCCCGAAGUCAGCAGGAGCUGAUUUUGGCCAUGAUGGAGGAUAAGGAGAAGCAGUAGGAAAUGAUCUCCGCAUUAAUUGAGGAGAAAA
This is a messenger RNA of Nelumbo nucifera (sacred lotus), 2019 nucleotides long. Lineage: Eukaryota; Viridiplantae; Streptophyta; Magnoliopsida; Proteales; Nelumbonaceae. The record is from RefSeq and is a predicted model, not a curated record.